Messenger RNA from Paraphaeosphaeria sporulosa, 1678 nucleotides. RefSeq lists its product as uncharacterized. Gene Ontology annotation, molecular function: sequence-specific DNA binding. The record is from RefSeq and is a predicted model, not a curated record. Gene Ontology annotation, biological process: positive regulation of transcription from RNA polymerase II promoter by glucose. The coding region runs from base 173 to 1297 and encodes 374 amino acids. NCBI's taxonomy places the organism in Eukaryota, Fungi, Ascomycota, Dothideomycetes, Pleosporales, Didymosphaeriaceae. The transcript has a single exon. Gene Ontology annotation, cellular component: nucleus.
CAAUCGCUGCAACCGCCCGUACUCGCGUCCUUAUACCCCGUAGACAGCCCUCGCUGUCUCUCUGCCAACUUCUUCGCGCGCUGCUGCCCUCGAUCAGACAGCGCCUUCCCUGAGUCAUCGUGUCAGCUGCUCCUGUCAUUCCGUCCCAAAUCCCGCAAGCCUGACCGGAACCAUGGCUGCUGUCGCAACCCGCCAGCCCAUCUCCAACCUCGCCGUCGCCUUCGCGAACCGGUCGGCCACUGCAAAUAUACCCAUACCACAAGAUGGCGGACUCGCCUCCGCCAUGCCGACGCCUCCAAGCUCCAUCUCGCCAACCUUGCCGGCGCAAAAGGGCCGCCCUGGCCUGCCGGGCGCCGUGAGGUCGCCUUCGCCGCUGUCUAGGGACAUGGACAUCGACCUCGACGAUGCGCUCGAGCACGCUGCCGUGCAGGACCAACCUGCUCCGGCGCUCUCCAAGGAGGCGCUCGCGGGCUUGGACGCGACGCGCCAGAUCACCGCCAUCAUGCUGGCCAAACACCAUCUGCCUGGAAUUAUUCUGGGCCACGGCGCCAUGCCCAUCCGCGAGAUGAUGGCUCAUCUCACCCACUCCGUCCCCGGCUUCUCAGGCCUCCCGCCCUCCAAGGCUCGGAGGUUGGUCGUUGCUGCGCUGGAACAUCGCGCUGGCGGCGGACUUCACGGCGAAGUCAAGUUUGAGAAGGUUGGCUGGGGUCGGUGGAGCGUGGCUGGACACUCGUCGCAGGCGAACAGGGGAGUCCCUAUCGGGGCGCACGGCGCGUCUCACCACGGCAUGACUCCUCCCGCGAGCUUGGACAGCCAGGCUGGUCUCCACAUACCCAAGAACUUACGUCAUGGACGCGACGACUUCGUCGGAAGCUGGGCUGCUGGCUCCCCCGAUAGUCGCGAUGAAGACAUGGCGGACCAAAUGUCCCUGGACGGCUCGGAGACGAGCGAGUCCGACACAUCUGGAAUGGAUCUGGGCAACGACAUGGACGAUGAGACGGACGAAGAGGACUGGUCUGCCGUUGGACCUGAGGCACUUCGACAGAAGCGCCAGCCCACGCGCCCCGUCUACCGCGACUACAACUACCUUUCCCGCACCUUCCGCUCAGCUUCUGCACAAUCUGUGCCUCAAUCCCUUGCCGCGAGGACACCCACUCCGGCCCUUAAUUCUGCUUCUUACACUGCAUCCCGUGGAACUACGGGCACUCUUCCUGCAUCUAUUGGCGUUACUGGACCCCGAGGCCAACUCGCCGAGCGUGAGGCUAUCGAGGCAUUGAUUGCCAUGGGCUCCAUGUAGCCGGGGCGACCUCCGAAUUGGCGUUCUUCUUGAUAUUGAUCGGUCACGAAAGGCCUACGACGCGCAUGAUACUCCUCGGUUUUCGAUGUUAUCAUCGACGCGGCAUGAAAAUACUGGCUUUUGGGUUGGAAUUCUGGGCUUUCCUUGCUUUUACGUUUGUCAUACCCCCUCACCGUUGCUUUGAGAAGAUCCGUCAAGUGCUGAUGCGAUCCAUAUUUGGGUUAUUCUGGGUCUUUUCACCGUCACCAUUCUACGCUAUUCUUUACACAUUUUCCCUUCUUCAAACUCUUUACUAAAAACCCGCUGGGGCAUUAAGGAACAGCAAGGAGGAAUCAUGGUUCACCUUUGUAAUGAGCGCUUCCCGAGACAUGUUCGAAUGAG